UGAGUCCCUGGAGCCCCUUGUCCUGCCGCCCCUGGCUCACACCUUCAUACAAAGCCCGUACCCACAAGUCCACGUCUGCUAUCUCCCGCAAAAACUAUGGAAGUCUCUGCUUCCCCCAAGCCCGAGGAGUCCCAUGAGGAAGAGGAGCAAGAAAAGCAAGGGGAGGGAGCCAGGGAAGGUGAGCAGCCUAGGAAAGUUGCUCCACCUUCUUCGUCCCCUCAGGACUCCGAAUCCAAGGAAGCUGACCCUCUUGAGGAGCAAAAGGGACCGGCGCCCGAACCCCAGCCCAGCGAUGGUACCCUGCCUCAGAGCCCCGGAUCUGGAGGGAGAGAUCUUGGAGCUUCUCCAGCAGAGCCAGACACUACAGUUAGUCCUCCCCCUUCAGAACCAGGUUCGGAAGGUCCUCCACAGCUGAGACCAGAUCCACAGGACCUUGUUCCAUCUGCCACUCCUGAACAUGACAUUCAUGAAACUUCCGAGGCUGGUGAGCCUCAUCCCGGCCGUUUAGAACAAGUUCCUCAUGAAAGGGAAUCAACUCCUUACUUACCACGAACAGAGGAGUCCCCCUCUUACCUUUCCCAACAACCCCAGUACCUGCCGCAGGCCCUGAAUCAGAACUUCAAUCGAUCAGAACACAAACCAGAAUCGGACAUUUUUCAUCGUGAUGAAUCCAGCAGUAACUCUGAUCUCAAUCAGUCAGAACUUGGGCUGAAUCAAAAGGGUACACUUGAACCUCCGGCACCUAAUAAGCUAGAGAUUGCAGCCCAGAAUGCUAAGGCAUAUCUGCUGAAGAAAAGUAGCAAAUCGGGCCUAAAUCUAUACGAUCAUCUUUGUAAGAUACUGACUAGAAUUUUAGAUGAACGUCCUGAAAAUGUUGUUGACAUCAUUGAAAAUAUCAGUCAAGAUGUGAAGAAGGCUCAUUUUAAUAAGAAAUUGGACACACUUCAAGAUGAAUAUGAGGUACCUUUGGCAUAUGAAAUAGCAGAGAAGCAAAAGGCACUUUUUCUCCAAGGGAAUUUAGAAGGUGAUCAAGAACAGGAAGAUGAAAUAGCCGAAAGCCCUCUUCCAAAUGUAAUGGAAUCAGCUUUCUAUUUUGAACAAGCUGGAGUUGGUUUGAGUACAGAUGAAACCUACCGCAUUUUUCUGGCCCUCAAACAGCUUACUGACAUACAACCAGUACACACAUGCCGCUUCUGGGGGAAAAUCUUGGGUCUAGAGAUGAAUUAUAUUGUGGCUGAAGUGGAAUUCCGUGAAGGGGAGGAUGAAGAGGAGAUAGAAGAGGAAGAUAUCAUUGAAGAAAGUGAGGCUGAUGAAGAUGAGGAAGAUGAAUUACCUAAGUCUUCUUACAAGGGCCCACAAGUGAUACCAAAAGAAGAAAACAGAACAGGUGCCAACAAAUAUACCUACUUUGUGUGCAAUGAGCCAGGAAGGCCUUGGGUAAGGUUACCAUCAGUGACACCUGCACAAAUUGUUAUUGCAAGGAAAAUCAAGAAAUUUUUCACUGGGCGAUUAGAUGCCCCUAUCAUGAGUUAUCCCCCCUUUCCAGGAAAUGAGAGUAAUUACUUGAGGGCACAAAUUGCUCGAAUUUCAGCAGGAACUCACAUUAGCCCUCUAGGUUUCUAUCAUUUUGGAGAAGAAGGUGAAGAGGAGGAAGAAGUAGAAGGUGGACGGGAUAAUUGUGAGAAGAAUCCUGAUUUCGAAGGCAUCCAAGUCACUGAGCUAGUAGAAUCCCUGUCCAACUGGGUUCAUCAUGUGCAACAUAUUCUACCUCAGGGCCGGUGUAACUGGUUUAACCCCAUACCAACAAAUGAAGUGGGGGAAGAAGAAGAGGAGGAAGUUGAAGAUGAAGAAGUAGAAGAAAAAAAAGAGGAACCAGAUAAUAUAGAACAAGAAUUGGGGCCACCUCUUUUGACUCCAAUAUCUGAAGAUUUGGAAAUUCAGAACACACCUCCUUGGACAGCUCAGCUAUCUUCAAAUUUGAUUCCUCAAUAUGCUAUUGCAUUCCUUCGAUCUAAUCUUUGGCUUGGAGCAUAUGUUUUUUCUGAUGGCAAAAAGUUUGAGAAUCUUUACAUAGGUUGGGGUCAUAAAUACAGUCCAGACAAUUAUACGCCUCCACUUCCACGACUUGUUCAACCAGAGUACCCCAGUGGAAUAGAAAUCAUGGAGAUGGGUGACCCCACUGUGCAGGAGGAGCAGUCUUUCCGGGUUGCCCAAGAGAAAGCUUUAUUUGAAUCUGAAAAAGUUGAAGAGACUGAAGAAGAAGAUGAAGAAGAUGAAGAAGAUGAAGAAGAUGAAGAUGACUAAUAAGAAUGGAAAAAUGAAUCAGUACCUCAUAAAUGGGUUUUUGGAGAUACAUAUGUGAGUGAUAAUAGCAACUAAUCAUGUUCAGGACUGCGGUUCCUUGAAGAUUUGAAAUUUGGGGUUUCAUAUAUGAAGCUCUUUUAGGAUUACAGAUAGAUAUUUAAAUGAGAAGAUUAAUAUAGCAACAUUGAUACUUUAUGUCAUUAUAAAAUAUGCUUAAAAUUAGUAAGGGCAGUGUGGAAUAGAAAAUUAGGAAAAACCUUAGCUCGACUACCGUCUGUGUGAUCUUUGACAAGUUGCUUAGCCUCUCUGUGUUUUCCCCACCCCUGACCCCCACCAACUAUAAGUCCUAAUUCUAAAAAUGUAUGAUUCUAAGUUCAAUUAUGCUUUGGAAAGUGGUUAGUUUAGAGGUGUUGACAUGAGUCAUAUUUUGUUUUGAGAAAAAUGAUUUUUUAAAUUCUAAGUUUUGAUAUAUUUAUCCCAAGACAUGCAUAAUAUUAUUGUUAACUAUAUGAAAGACACAUGGCCCUCAACAUUCCUUCAUUACAUGAGAAACAGAGAUUUUGCCAUUUCCUUCUCCUCCUUAGGAAAGUAAGUUGCACCUCUAUGACUACUGACAAUCCUAUAGGUGUACUAAUCCAUUUUACAAACUCUGAGUUUCCAAACAUUUGAAUAAACAUACUAACAGAUUGCCAUCAGAGAAGCCUCUAUGAUUUAGAGAACUACUAUGACAAGUUCUGUUUGUGACAGCUGCUGUAACAAGCAGCAAAUCUGGCUCCAGCCAUGUGGCAUGUUUUGGUUGGAUCUAUUAGAAUAGCAUAUGGCAGUUCUGAUGAAAUUCUGUUAAAAAUACUCAAUUAUGUUCUUCUUAACUUUUUAAAAGUAUAAAGCAUUUACUGGUCAGUGGCUUUACUGCUCAAUAGACACAUUUUUUUUUUUUAUCAAUCAGUUAGUAUUCAUUAAGCACUAUGUGCCAAUGUUAAGAUACAUAGAAAGGAAAAACAGCCCCUGCCCUCAAGUAUAUUUUAAUGGGGGAACAACAUGUUAAUAAAUGAAUACAUACAGAGUAGAUGAAAAGCACCCUUAAAAAGGAAGGCAAUCAACAUAAUUUUUUUACAAAUUUAUCUGCACUGAAAGCCUUCUAAUUUAUAUAGUGCUUUACAGUUGACAAAACAUUUCUACAAAUAUUAUUAAAUUGCAUUCUUAUAGCAAGGAAGAACAUAUAUUAUCCCCUAUUUACGCAUAAGAAAAUAUGGUGAAAUUAAGUGAUUUGUCUCACAUGCUGUAUCUUGAGAAAAUGUGAUAUAGGAAGGAAAUAGUGGAGGUGGAGCUCAAACCAAGACCUUGAUUCUGAAUCCACUGCCCCUUUUCUACUUUGAGUUUUGGUUUAUGAUUCUUUAACCUACUGUAAAUGUUCCCGCAAACAUUUGAACUCUAUUGCCUCAACAAUUGAACUCAACAAUUACACAAUCAUUUUGCUCAGAGGUUAGGCUAAAUCCAAGGUUCUGCUAGAUAGAAGCAGGGACUAUAAAGGAAUCCAAGUCUCAACUCCUAGACUAGGGACCUCUCCACCACACUACCUCUUCAAAUCUAUGUAUCAAUACAUUAAAACUAGUAAGCUUUAUUAACUUAAGAUUGCACUAAGACUUCUUGGAAUACGUGGAACUUGAUGGGUUUUAUAUUACUUUGUCUUAUGUAUGUGUAACAAUUGGAGUGAUGCCACCUGCUGGAGAGUUACUGUAGGAAAGCUCCACCAUGAGGAGAAGGCAUCUGAGGGCAAGCCAUGUGGUUUGGAAGGUCAGUUCCCUGGCGUCAGGA
Dromiciops gliroides (monito del monte) is the source of this 4119-nucleotide messenger RNA. It is a transcript of the gene RSPH4A, whose product is annotated as radial spoke head component 4A. The transcript has 6 exons. Bases 97 to 2304 code for a protein of 735 amino acids. Gene Ontology annotation, biological process: cilium assembly; axoneme assembly; cilium movement involved in cell motility. The record is from RefSeq and is a predicted model, not a curated record. Gene Ontology annotation, cellular component: axoneme; radial spoke. NCBI's taxonomy places the organism in Eukaryota, Metazoa, Chordata, Mammalia, Microbiotheria, Microbiotheriidae.